Messenger RNA from Desarmillaria tabescens, 1461 nucleotides. RefSeq lists its product as uncharacterized. Lineage: Eukaryota; Fungi; Basidiomycota; Agaricomycetes; Agaricales; Physalacriaceae. The record is from RefSeq and is a predicted model, not a curated record. Bases 1 to 1461 code for a protein of 486 amino acids. The transcript has 5 exons.
AUGACUGCUAUCUCCACCUCCGCCAAAAGCGUGAAACGCUUCGUUAUGGUUGGUCCAGAGGCUCUUAUGUUGAGGGCAGCUGUUCUGCCUGAUACGACGCACGAACAAAUCAAGGCGAUCAACGAUGCCCUGACGACCUAUGUGGACAGUAGGCAGACGUUGGAGUCGGAUAGAUCGGGAGCACAGUGGAGCAGGGUGAAUGAACAUCUGAACAACGUGCACGAUGCCUUGAGAUUUGUUGGAGACGCUACCGUGGUUCAGGGGACGGCCCUUUGGGAAUUGCCUUCGGAUUCAUCGAAGUUGAAGACGGAGACUGCCAACGUUCCGACUGACGUUCCUCUUUCGAACCGACGUAAUUUGCUGGAAGAGAAGAAAGGACGAGAUUCGCCGUCUCCGACCGAGGUCUCGAAGCCAAAAUCUCGAGCAGCUGGAAAAAAAGAGGCCGAGAGGGCAAAGUCGUCGCUUCCUGGACCGUCGCUGAAAGCCUGCUUACCGGCGCCCGAGGAGCCGACUGUGGAUUGGCUGACGGGGACCCGAGACCUCAUUGUUGAUAUGGGGGAGGUAUAUCAGUCCAAGGCCGCCGCUGAGAUUGGGACCGAGCUCUGGUGUCAGCUCGUCUUCUUGAACGUACAUCGGGGUCACUCUCGAACUUUGAACAAGACGAGAGUUUCUAAGAUCGAUAUCUCGGAUUGGGAUUUGAUUCCCGUGGAAGCAGGUGAACCGGCAAAACGAUGCGUGGGAGAGGCCCCGGAUGGGGUGAAGAAGUCUCGCAAACGCAGGCGGGUCUCGGAAUCUCCUGCACCCCCCACUAGGCGACGAAAAGUUGAUUCGGAUGAUGGUGUUGACAAUGGCGGCGACGACGACGACGACGACGAUGAUCCAGUCCUCUGGUCAUCGACACAUCCCUUGACGUCGAGCAAGAUUGUACGUCCCCGACCUCUUCUAAACCUGAGGAAACCUUACGUGGCGAUUCCUAAGAGCAACCUCAAUUUUCUGUCAAAACCGAAGUCCGCUUUCCCCGUGUCCUGGCCAGACGUUGUAAAACCGGGAAAUCCGUUCAACCCAAGUCUUCCGGGUGCUGGAUCAACCAGGGUGCCUGAGACCUCCGUGCCAAGCCAAGAUCCUCCACCCACCACGCCUGAUAGCAGUUUGCAGAAACUAUUGGACGAGUCUCAGAAGCACGAACCCUUGACAUCGGAGAAGUUGGAGUUCGAUGUCGAACCCGAUCCAGAAGAGGUUCAGAAAGUCAUCAAGGGCUUCAAGGAUAUGGAUCUGGAUGGGUAUAAGGUGGAACUCGCGAAGACGAAGGUGGCGUUGGAUCGGGCGUUGAAGAGAAACCAAGUUAUAUUGGAAGGGUUACAGACAUAUGUGAACAGGGACAAAGCCUUGAUAACUACUCUGAGGAGGAAGGAAGUGGCCAAUCACGAUGCCAUGAUGCGUAUUUUGGACGCUUUAUUUUAA